Messenger RNA from Orcinus orca (killer whale), 4635 nucleotides. RefSeq lists its product as uncharacterized. The record is from RefSeq and is a predicted model, not a curated record. The transcript is spliced from 5 exons. Lineage: Eukaryota; Metazoa; Chordata; Mammalia; Artiodactyla; Delphinidae. The coding region runs from base 829 to 1470 and encodes 213 amino acids.
GGGAGGGAGGGAAGGAGGGAGGGAAGGAAGGAAGGAAGGAAGGAAGGAAGGAAGGAAGACACCAGACCACAUCAAAUUUGGCAGAUUCCUGGUGCAGUUCCUCUUCUAGCCACAUGAUGGCGGCAUGAGCAUGGCAGCCCUCCUGAGCUCUCAAGUCUUCCGCUUUAAAUAGAACCGGGGCGCCUGGGUGUGUUUGUGUUUGCGCAGGCGAGACAGAGUUACACCCAGCCUCAGCUCUCUAAGCUGAGCUGUAAUGCAGGACACACGAAAAUCUUAAAAGGGUUUCACCGUCUUUCUUUCUAGAAAACCCCCAACAGGAAUUUGAUAGUAAAAAGGACUUUGUAGUCGUUUUCAAAUGGGGAGAUUUCCUUCAAUACACAGCGUCUGCUCGGCUGGGUUUGCAAUCUGUGUGCCAGUAUGGCAGUUGGUGAGCCACUGGCUCGCUGCUCCCAGGGCCCGGCUGGAGCGGUCAGCUGGUGGAAUGAUGGGAACUGCAAUCAGCCGCUCUGCACCAACAUGCCCCGGGAUGGGGAAUGUGAUUUGUGACACAGCAGCUUGGGAACAAUAAUGAAAACAAAAUUGUUCCAGGCGGAUUGCUCUGUGUCUUUCAAUUGCAAAGCUGCUUCACAUCGCGUGAGAGAAACUGUAGUUCUUAGCUUUUGUUUCUCUAGGACAACCAGAGGCACACCCAGCAACUGUCCUUCUGUCCCCAGUUACUUAGAUGUUUCUUUGAACCCCAGAGAAAGGCUGUCCCCUAACCAGGAAGAACCUGCCCCAGCACCAGGCUCCUUGUGGCAGCCUGUCUGUUCAGGCAGAACCACCUAAGUCAUGGACGUGGCUUUCAAACCUGUUCAUGCCUUCCACUGCUACCAUGAACAUGCUGUUGUACUGUUUUGUUUUUUGCCUUCUGGAAAAAAAAAAGUCCUCGCAUAUGUAUUUCCCUUUAGAGUUUACACACAGUUCUCAUUUUGUCUUCAUCACAGCCUAGGAAGGAGGCAGAGGUUAUUAACAUAUCUUACAGACAAGGACACCAAGAAUCGGAAAGAUGCAAUGAUGUGUCUGGAAACUUCAUUUCCCAGCACAGGGGUGAAGAGCAGAGGAGUCCGAGUUCACCACCUCAAAAUCAUCCCACCGGAGCCAGCCAGUGAACGAAGCAUUCAGGCUAUUUCCUCACAACCCAUCUGUGACCUCCUGAACCUCCAAAUGGGCAUUACCAGACUCUGCUGGACCAAGGGCAGGUCUACCCGUCUUGAAAGCAAUUUCAGUUGUCAAAACAUCGGCCUUAUUCAUGGUUUUUGGAUCUUGACACCAUCACAGUUUGAUUCACAUUUACAAGGAGCGCAGAUGGCCUGUGGGUCAGAUGGACUGAUGAGAAGAUCAUUGCCAAGCCAAUGUGAAAGACACCGAUGGUCUGAGGAACAUAGACACAAUAGAGACAAGGUAGACAAACCAUGGUCCAAGGAAGAAUAGUAAAAUAUUGGCAUCAUGCUUGAAGGAAUUAAAACGUGAGUACAAGUUUUUUGCUUUUUGUUUUAAGCAAGUUUCAGAAACUUAGGAUAAGUAGUUACUACUUAAAAAUUAGAAAAGAUUUUAUUGAGGGAAAUCGUAAUAAUACAGGACACAAAAUAACACUAAAUAAGCUGUCAAUAAUUAUAGCACAAUAACCCAUAAUAUGGGUCUCACAAUGUCCAUAAAAAGCCUUGACAGUUACUGCCUUAUGGAUAGUUGGUCAUCCUUCGGAAAAACAGGUUUGUGUAGACCUGACCAUGCGUCUUAUGAAUUUGCCAGUGAAAUUUCUGGUGUGUUCUAAUGAAAAUGAACUUUUCCUUUGGGAUCUGGCUUUAUCCGGUGCCAUUCAUCUUACCUCUUACUGUUGUGCAAAGCUUCACACCAUGUAACCUCAGCUUUCUCCUGAAGGACAUCACUGUUGCAGAAGAUAUCUUUAAGAAACGAAAAGAAAUUUAACGUACAGAUCAAAAUUUGGUAGCACAAUAUGAAGGGCACGUGGUAAACCAUUGUGCCAUGGUAGACUAGUAAAAGGUCAGAAGACUGGCAAAUUCCAAAUCAAAGAGAGGAGAAAGUAGGUUCUGGCCAUGAAUGUGUAAUUAAUAAGUGAGUCAUUGCUCUCUUCAUUUAAAUAAAAUUAUCUUUUAAUAAUUUAAUGAGAUCAGCUACCUCUUUUCUCUUUCCAGUGAGAAAAAAAAAAACACGAUUUGGUGGUUAGAUAAACAGAUACUAAACCAAAAUUUGAAAGAACAUCAUUUCCUUCUGUCUCUUAGCUAAAGAUGAAUCAUUACAUGACCGCUUUCUGAAGUUUGAGUAGCAUCUUAACAGAAAUAUGUGUCUUUAAGAGCUUGGAACUCAACUCAGUAGAAAAACCUUUUAAUCCUGCUGUUUCAUGGAAUGAUUGUAAUUUUAGUAAAAGUACAUCCAUUCUGCCUAAAAAGAGUUUAUUUUUGGAGGCCCAUAUAAAUGCUCUUAUAUUAUUUUUUGUUUGUUUGUUGCUCUCUCAUCUAAUAUUUUUGAGUAAAGGAGAGUUCUCAAAAACUUGAUUUGCUUUUAGUGGCAAAGUUGCUGAAGUGUUUGAGAAACACUCAAGAGGCUGAGAGUUGUUGUAUAAAAACAUAGUAUAAUGAUUUAUUCAAGAAAAUGCAAGGAAAUUAACUUUUCUCCAUAUACAGAAAGAGUAAUUUUGCUAUUCAAACUUCAUCUUGUUUGGGCUUUCAUCACUGAAAGCAUUUAUAACUAGUUACUAGUGCCAAGGAGUUAUUAGAGAUGCCGCUUUGGUGGGUUUUAGUAAAAUUUGAGAUUGUGCAGUUUCUCUGAGAUCUAAUAUCCCACAACAAUAUGCUGCAGGGUUAACCUACUGCUGCCACUUACUAAUUAUGUGAGCUUGGGUAAAUUACUUAUCUUUCCUCAGAUGACUUUCUCAGUUUUCUCGUCUGUAAAAUAGAGCUAUGUUCAAUACUUUAAUAGGGUUGUUGUAAAGAGUAUAUGAGUUAAUAUAUAUAUUUAGGGCUCUUAAGAUGAUUUCUAGCGUAUGGGAAACACUUAGUGUUAGUCUUUAUGAGCACAUAUGCGUAGUGUAACUAGCACUAGCAGGCAGUCCAUAAAGGGCUUCACCUUGAGGAAAACUGAUACAGCAAAACCUGAUCUCACCAUCCCAAUGAACAUGAGGCUAGUCUUCCGGGUCAGCCUGAACACUCACUGGUUGUAGGAGGCAAUUCUAAGAUUCUUCCAAGAUUCCUGCCCCAUCACAUAUGGGCCCUUUAUAAUCUCCUACUCUUAAGUGCAGCCAGAACCUUGUAUAGGAUGGGGUACCACUCUUGUGAUUAGGUAACUAAUCAGUGGACUUUGAGUUAACCAAAAGGAAGGUUACCCAGGUGGGCCUGACCUAAUCAGGUGAGCCCUUAAAGGGACCAGGUCCUUCCUGAAGUCAGAGAUGAAGUGUGAGAGGGCCUAUGGAAGGAGCCACAUGGCAAGGAACUGAAGUGGUCUCUAGGAACUGGGAAUGGUUUCUGGACCACACCCAGCAGCAUAAUGGGGGCCUCGUUCCAAGAGCAGCUGAAUUCUGCCAAUAACCACAUGAGCUUGAAUGGGACCCCUUGCUCUAGAGGAGAUUACAGCCUCAGCUGCUACCUUGAUUUCAUCCUUGUGAUAUACUGAGCAGAGAAGCCAGUUGAGCUCUGCCUGAACUCUUAACCUACAGAACUGUGCAGAAUAAGUUGAUGUUGUUUUAAGCUGCUGUGUUUGUGGUAAUUUGUUACACAGCAAUAGAAAACAAAUACCCUUUUGCUAAUAACCUAAAGUUGUACCUCAUCUGCUGGGCUUAUGAGGGGCCAGGAGGCUAGACAGUAAGAAAUGUCUGGCUUCAUCAUUUUGCUUCUCAGUGCCUCUGUGAGGGAAGCAUAACUCAGAGAGUCAUGUGGCACCAGAGAAUGGCCCUGUUCAUUUGUGUGGACCUGCCUCCUACAGGGGAGUUUUUGUCACCCCCCAAAUGCCUUUAAUACACUCAUAUAAUCCCCAGAAAACCCUUCCUCUAGAACUUUGUCAUCCUUUAGGCUUCUUCUCAGUAGAAAUUCCAAGAAACUUUCCCUAACUACUCACUCUAACUUUGGCCACCUCCCGAGACAUCACCAUUUACUUCCUUUGUAGCACUGGUCUGUAUGAGUAUGUCACCUUACAUGGUAAAAGACUUUGCAGACUUGAUUAAGUUAAGGAUUUUGAGAUGUGGAGAUUGUCCUGGGUUAACCAGAUGUGCCCACUGUAAUCACAAUAGAUACCCUUAUAAGAAGGAGACAGGAGGGUUGGAGUCAGAGGCGUUGUGGCAACAGGAUCAGUGGUUGGAGCUAUAUGAUUGCUAGCUUUGAAGACGGAAGAUUCCUGGAGCCCAGGAAUGCAGGCAGCCACUAAAGGCUGAAAAGAGCAAGGAAGCAGAUGCUCCUGUAGAGUCUCCAGAAGAAAUGCAAUUUUUCUGAUUUCAGCCCAGUAAAACCCAUUUUGGAAGUCUGACCCCCCAGAACUCUAAGACAAUAAAUGUUUAUUAUGUUAAGCCACUAAAUUGGUGGUAACUUGUUCUAGCAGCAGUACGAGACUAAUACAGAAAGGUAGAGAGACAGAGCUAUCUUAGAUAUA